This is a messenger RNA of Helobdella robusta, 2721 nucleotides long. RefSeq lists its product as hypothetical. The transcript has 17 exons. The coding region runs from base 1 to 1965 and encodes 654 amino acids. The record is from RefSeq and is a predicted model, not a curated record. NCBI's taxonomy places the organism in Eukaryota, Metazoa, Annelida, Clitellata, Rhynchobdellida, Glossiphoniidae. Gene Ontology annotation, cellular component: early endosome; membrane.
AUGGCCGAUCUCCAGUCGAAAUACCAAGUUCUGGCCACAGAAUAUGCCAAGGCCUGUUUACAAUUUUUUAGUAAUCAAUUAGAAAAGAAGGUGAGGGCUCAAAUUUCUGUACUAAAGAAAGCAGUCCUAGAUGAACAGUCAUCCAGCCAGGGAUUAAAAGAGCAGUUGAAGGAAAGGGACCAGAUGAUAAGGAAGCACGAACAGGAGUUGGAGAGUUUAACGUUCAGGAAUCAGCAGCUGGAGUCAAGGGUUACCAUUCUGCAGACUGAACUAAUUAGUGUUGGGUCCGGGAAAAGUAAAAAGAUGAAGAUCAAAGCAUUGCAAACUGACCUAGAUAAACGAGCAACUCUAUUGGACGAUUUGAAAUUAGGCCACGAAGAUAAAAUGAAGAAAUUAAUGGAGGAAAAGAAUUCUUUAGAAAGCAAAUUGGCUGAACAAUCUGCAUUGGUUGAGAGAACAUUAGAAAAAACUGACCAAUUAGAGAAAGAGUUAAAUAAUGUUCAGACUAAGUUAACAUUGGAGAAUGAGCGUCUGGUGAAAAUUAUUAAUGAUAAUAUAUCCUUUAUUGAUAAUUCCGAUGAAACCCUCACCAUUUUCAAUCUCUCGAAAGUCCCCCACCCCUCGCCUUCUUCAUCAUCAAAGAUAGACUCCACCCACAUCCGUGACCUCAUUUUCCUAGCCAACCAAAUCAUUUCUGAAGAAAUGAUGACCUCAUUUGAGGCCAUUUUCGACGCCAUGCAGGCCAAAUCUAUUGACCCAAAGUUGAACUCUGACUUAUUUAAGGUUUAUAAAGAACAGAGUCUGCGAUUGGCUGAAAGGCCAACCUACAUCCAGCCAAUCAGGAAAGGUUUUGCAACCUUGUGUGACCUAUACAAUGAUAACAAUGAAAAUUCCACUCUGCCAUUGAGCUGCCUAUCAUCGUUAACAUCGUCAACAGCAGCUGCAGCAACUGCUGCAGCAACAUCGUCAUCGUCGUCGUCAUCAUCAAACGCUACUAUAUUGGAAUUGUCAAAUGCUAUUUUUAACUGGAUGGAGGCGACAAAUGAUUUAUCUCGAAGUUUUGGGGCAAAAUUGAAGACAGUCGAAGAGCUGCCGACUUGCCACAAGAAUAUAAAACUCCUGGACGAAAGGCUGAAUGGCAGUAUCAUCAAAUUGCACCAUUCCAUUCAGAAACUCUCUUCAUUUUUGUCCUUGAACGUCAAUCAAAUAUCGUCAUCAGUAUCAGCAUCAUCGUCCACAUCAUCAUUAUCGUCGUCGUCAUUGUUGAAUGCACUGAGAAAGAGGGCCAUUAAUUAUUUGGCUGCUGUAUCUCAGAAUGUUCCAUCUGACUCCGUUCCCCAUUCCAUUGCUAUUGAGAAUAAAAAAGCCAUCGUAGCCUACAUGGAGAGUAAAAGUGAACUGACGCAACAAUUAGGGAAUAUCAACAUUGUGGACAGAGACAGGGACGAACGACAACCGCCACAACAGCAGAAGCAGCAUCAGCAACGACAAGUCGAAUUAGAAACCGAGUGGGACCAAACGCGGGAGAAGAUAGUGAUGGAAAAUUACGAGAGGAGGAUCAGCGAACUGAUUGCUAAUCUCCAGCUGGCCGAUUCUAAAGCGCUAUAUUUCAAUUCCGAGUGUAAAGCUAUCCACAAGCAGCUGACCUCGACUAACCUGGAUAGGGAACGCCUACGAGUUGACCUAGUUUCCUCGAAUGACGUCAUGUCUCGUCUGAAAGACGAGUUGCAGACGACGACGAAGAAUUAUGAGGUGCAGCUGAGCCUGAUGAGCGAACACCUGGCCACAAUGAACGAGAAGUUGACCUCGCAGAAAGAUGAAAUCGACGCCCUCAAAUUCAACAUACAACAUCAGCAACAACAUCAGCAGCAGCAACAACAACAAAAACAACAACACCAUCACAGCCCUGUUGCCACUUUGCUAUCGUUAUCAGGAUCUGGAGGCGGUAGUAAGAAAAGCAAAUGAAGAAGACAAUAGAAAGAUGAAUUCCAUAAAUGAGAAAUUAUUUCAAAUAUGAUUAUGUGACAACAUACGUAUAUAGCAAGUUAUUCGUUCAUUGUUUAUUCAUUCCCAUACGUUAAUUAACAAAUUGUACAUUGAUAUUACUACGAUUAAGUUGUAAUUGUUACUGUUAUGAUAGUCUUAAUGUUUCAUGUAUGUAUAUAUGUUGUAUGUAUGUAUGUUCAUGUAUUUCACCUCUUUCUCUCUCUCUCUCUCUCUUUCUAUAUAUAUAUAUAUAUAUAUAUAUAUAUUAUUUGUAUAGACGUUCAUUCAGAUGAAUAAUACAAUUUUAUGGUCACCCAUCCAAGUUGCUGGCCGCCAUCAGCUAACAAGUUAAGCAAUGCUGGAAUAAAGUCUAUCGCGGCCAAUAACCUGGAAAGGGUGACCCUAAAAUUAUUCCAGAGGGCAAUAGAUAUAGAUAAAAUUGUCAUAAAAUUACGAAAAUGUGCACAUGAAAUUUGCGAUGGAGAUGAAUUUCUGGAGAAGGCGAGAACCUUGACAGCAUUCGAAGUCGGACUCCUCCAAAUGUUCAUCCUGUCAUGUCGAAACUUCUUUGAAAGUCGUUCCACUUCUGAUCAGUUUCAUAAAAUUCAAUCUUACUUUAUCCUGUUUUUACUAAGGGCAUCGCCAACAUUUUAGCUUGCUAACACGGCUGAUGGCCCUCUACCUUUCUAAACAUUUGCUCAUGUCUAAAUAUGCCAAAAGAAUGUACAAGUACAU